Carassius carassius (crucian carp) is the source of this 2097-nucleotide messenger RNA. RefSeq names its product NXPE family member 3-like. The transcript is spliced from 9 exons. The record is from RefSeq and is a predicted model, not a curated record. Lineage: Eukaryota; Metazoa; Chordata; Actinopteri; Cypriniformes; Cyprinidae. The coding region runs from base 99 to 1862 and encodes 587 amino acids.
UCAAAGUACUAGCCCUUCCCUGGAGCCAUAGUCAUUCCACCAGCUGUACAAACAUGUUCCUCACUCACAAGAUGACGUAAAUUGGGGGAACAACAGGCAUGGUCAUGCCAUUUAAGAAGAAAUCAAAUGCUCCAGUCUGCAGGUUAUGCAGUCUGAUAUGCAGACCAUAUGCAUUACUACAGGCUUGUUUCCUUUGGACAUUGUUCUGUUUGGCUCUAUGGACAUUGACUGAUGGGAUCCACAUCAAAAUAUUUCAGCCCACCAGACCUAAACCAGUUCCUCGCAAUAACAGUUCAUCCAUAAUAUCUGCGUUUGACAUGGGAAUCAGUGAUGAGGAGUGGGAAAGACUACAGAAGGCUAUUGACUGGCCUAUUCCAGAUCAAGAAAUAAUUUAUCUGAAUCAGAGCACAAGUCCAGUUCACUCAACUUUCUCUAUUGUGGGACUCAAAGAGAGUUACAAAGUGGGAGAACAUAUCUCUGUUAUUAUCACAGCCAGAGACCACAACAAGAACCUGAAAAGAUAUGGAGGAGAUUUUUUCAAAGCAAAACUUUUCAAUGCAGAGCUAAAGGCGAGUGUGUAUGGGGAGGUUGUGGAUCAUCAUAACGGGACUUACUCUGUUGCACUUCUUCUGCCGUGGGAAGGUCUGGCACAAGUUUCUGUACGUCUAGAGCACUCCAGUGAAGUUGUGCAGAUUCUUAAAAAAUACAGGGAGUCUUCAUUCGCACGCAGCCACUAUAAUGGCUACUUUGAAGGGCCAGGACUCAAUAAAACUAAGAUCCAUGAAGUAGUAGAAUGUAAUCUUAAGUGGGGUGCAGAUGGAAGUUGGAGGAAAGGUGACUGCUGCUGUGAGUAUAAGGAUAUAAAAACAGGGACGGUGUGGCAGUGUGAGAGACCAAAGGAACUUUCCUGUGACAAACUGGUUCAUCACUCUUAUGGACGUUUGGAAAACCCAUUAAAUAUUUUUGAGCAGCAGCUUUUUACAAAGAAUUUAACAAAUGUUGCUAUUAGUGGAGACAAAAAAAUCAUAACUGUCCUUCGCAGCACUACACUUAUUGGCACAAUGGAGAAAUGCAGGUCUGGCAUGAAGACACCGGUUCCUGCAGGGUUUUAUUUGUACGAUGUCUGGAAGUCUUUUGUAUGCAACACUCGACAGUUCAGUCCUGCACAAAUGGCAAACUGUCUUAAAAACAAGACUGUCUAUUUGAUGGGAGACUCCACCACAAGGCAGUGGUUCGAGUACUUAGAAAGAAACGUGCCAGGCAUAAAGAGAAUGGACCUCCACACUCCUCCUGCAAAUGGUCCACUGAUGGCUGUGGAGUUGAAAAAUAACAUCAUUGUUCACUGGAGGCCACACGGUGUUCCUGUGCGAUUUAGUAAAAUGCCUAUUACUGAUCUGCACUAUAUCAGCAAUGAUAUUGAUGAAAUAGCCGGUGGACCUCAUGCAGUCAUUGUCUUCACAUUCUUUGCUCACCUGGUUUUUCACCCAAUAACAUUUUAUGUGUAUGAAGUGGCCAAAAUCCGUCAGUCUGUUGUUGCACUGCUUAGGCGUGCUCCAGAGACCACCAUCAUCAUCAAGUCUGGAAACACUGCUGGACUCAAGAAUAUUUUUCAAAGUGAUUGGCAUGUGUUGCAGUUGGACACAGUGAUGCGGGAGAUGUUCAGAGACAUUGAUGGAGUCAUUUUCUUAGAUGUCUGGCAGAUGACUUCCUGUCACUAUCUACGUGAACACAUUCACCCAAGACCUGUCAUCAUUGCUAAUGAAAUCAACAUGUUUCUCUCAAAUGUUUCUCCUAGCUGCGGCCUCAAGUUGAUUUUGUUUCAUAAAGAAAAUGGGAAACUAACCUGGUUAAAUGAAGGCUAAGUGCCUUACUCUCUGGCAGGCUUAUAUUCUAUUUAACUUUAUCAACCACUAUCAGUCCAAACAUUUUAAUAUUCUGUCUAAACCAGAUGCAAUUCAGAGCAGGUGGUUUUGAAAAGCUGCUCAGUAUGCUGUCUUUGUGAAAUGUUGUUAAUCUAAAGUUUUUAAUUAUAACAGUUCUAUGAUUAUACAGUAUUGGAUGCAGCAGCGACAUUAACAUUUAUAAAACAUUUUAAAA